AUGCUAAGAAUCCAAACUUCCCUGAGUACUUGGAGCCAGGAAAGAAGCAUGAAGUGGCUUGUGCUCCUCGGGCUGGUGGCCUUCUCAGAGUGCAUAGUCAAAAUACCUCUAACGAAAGUGAACAUCAUGCGAGAAACCCUCGGUGAAAAAGGCUUGCUGAACAAUUUCCUGAAGGAACACGCUUAUAGACUGUCCAAGAUUUCUACUCGUAACUCAAAUAUAACUUCUGUACCCUUGAGGAACUUCCUGGAUCUCAUGUACAUUGGUAACAUCACCGUUGGAUCACCCCCUCAGCAGUUCCGGGUUGUAUUUGACACGGGCUCAUCUGACUUGUGGGUGCCCUCCAUCUUUUGCUCCAGUCCCGUUUGUUAUACACACACUACCUUCAAGUAUCUGGAGUCUUCCACCUACCGGCGUACGAACAAGCCCUUUGACAUCACCUAUGGAUCUGGGAGAGUAAAGGGAUAUCUUGCUUAUGACACCAUUCGGAUUGGGCACCUUGUAAGUACUGGCCAGCCAUUUGGUCUAAGUCUGGAGGAGUAUGGAUUUGACGGGUUACCCUUUGAUGGUGUCUUGGGCUUGAACUACCCCAACAUGUCCAUCAUAAGAGCCAUCCCCAUCUUUGACAACCUGAAGAAACAAGGUGCUGUUCCUGAGCCUGUCUUUGCCUUCUACUUGAGCAAACGCAGGAUGAACAGCAGUGUGUUGAUGUUGGGUGGCGUGGACAAAGCCUACUACAAGGGACAGCUCAACUGGGUACCAUUGUCCCGAGUGGGUGACUGGCGUGUAAACGUGAGCCGCAUCUCCGUGAAAGGAAAGCUUAUUGGUUGUUCUGGUGGCUGUGAGGCCCUUGUGGACACCGGGACAUCACUGAUCCAAGGCCCAACAAGAAUGGUCACUAACAUUCAGAGGCUCAUCGGCGCCACGCCCCAGCACUACGUUUCAUGUUUUACCAUCAAUACCCUGCCCUCUAUUAUCUUCACCAUCAACGGCAUCGACUACCCAGUUGCAGCUCAAGCCUACAUCCUCAAGGAUUCUCAAGGCCGCUGCUUUAUCACCUUUAAAGGAGGCACAGAAAAUUUUUUUAAACGCGCAGAGACCUGGAUCCUGGGUGACGCCUUCCUGAGGCUGUAUUUCUCUGUUUAUGAUCGAGGAAAUGACAGAAUUGGCCUGGCUCGGGCAGCGUAA
Cervus elaphus (red deer) is the source of this 1188-nucleotide messenger RNA. Its product is annotated as pregnancy-associated glycoprotein 1-like. Lineage: Eukaryota; Metazoa; Chordata; Mammalia; Artiodactyla; Cervidae. Bases 1 to 1188 code for a protein of 395 amino acids. Gene Ontology annotation, molecular function: aspartic-type endopeptidase activity. The record is from RefSeq and is a predicted model, not a curated record. Gene Ontology annotation, biological process: proteolysis. The transcript has 9 exons.